Messenger RNA from Lytechinus variegatus (green sea urchin), 909 nucleotides. Its product is annotated as dual specificity testis-specific protein kinase 2-like. Gene Ontology annotation, cellular component: cytoplasm; nucleus. Gene Ontology annotation, molecular function: ATP binding; protein serine/threonine kinase activity. The record is from RefSeq and is a predicted model, not a curated record. The transcript has 4 exons. Bases 1 to 909 code for a protein of 302 amino acids. NCBI's taxonomy places the organism in Eukaryota, Metazoa, Echinodermata, Echinoidea, Temnopleuroida, Toxopneustidae. Gene Ontology annotation, biological process: protein phosphorylation; actin cytoskeleton organization.
AUGGCAGACAUCAGUAUGUCAGCUCAGAGAAAACGAAGAGCUCAACGCAUGGCAAAUCGGCCUCGACGACUAGCCCAAGGACCAGUGUCGGAUCACGGUGAUGAGAUCCUUCAAGCCAUUGAAUUAUUCAAAGCUAAGCAAGAAGCUGAAGCUUACCCCGGUGGUGAUUUCCUUGAGACGAAGGAUCAGGAAACCCACACUUCUGAAAAAUCGACCUCUAUUGUAAGCCACUGUGACAGCCAGUCUGCACCACAGACAUCUGUCCACGAAAACAAGAGUGUUGACGAAGAGGUCAUCAAAAUGCUGCAAACCAGUGUCACGCGUCAAACUCUCAAACUCAGUGACCUCUCGACCUUUGACAUGGGAUGGACUGUAAAGAGCCUGGUAACGCUCGUGGAGAUUGGGCGGGGCAGCUACGGUCGUGUCCUUCUAGCACGUCAUCGCUCUACAGGCGUCCCUCUUGCCGUCAAAGAACCGUCUUGGUCAGACGACUUUAUGUCGCCCGGUGAAAUGGUUGAAGAACUCAAGGCAACAAGGACCAGAGCUACAAAGGAGGCACUGAUCCAACAGAUGUUGUCAGGAAGUCCCUACUUUCCAAAGUUCUGGGGUACAUUAGACCUCGGAAACGAACUCUGCCAGGCCGUCGAGUUUAUCGGAUGCAAGAAGACAGGCACUGGCUACCCUCUCCACGCACCACCACGGCUAUCAGUCAGCAACAUUGUCAAGAUCGCAGAAGAUAUCGUCAAGGGAAUGAAGGAGUUCCAUGAUCACGGACUUCUCCAUAAUGACUUGAAGAAUGAUAACGUGCUGUUAGAAAAACGCGGUAAGAGAUACAACGCCGUCGUCAUCGACUUCGGCAUGGCGAGCACAAUAACGGCACCAGCAAAAAUGGGGAGGCAGACUACAUAG